Molecule: messenger RNA, 3634 nt
Organism: Macrosteles quadrilineatus (aster leafhopper)
Lineage: Eukaryota; Metazoa; Arthropoda; Insecta; Hemiptera; Cicadellidae
Gene: emei
Product: transmembrane protein 161B
Exons: 14
Coding region: 194-1672 (492 amino acids)
Source: RefSeq, a predicted model, not a curated record
GUGUAAUAAUAGUUCAAUGCAAUCUAGGCCAAAACGAAGAGAUAAAGUUUUCGAUUUAUGAGUUUUUUAAAAAUAAAGGCCACGUUUUGAUAUUUACGUGCAGUGUCUAAAAGUAUAUUACUAAAUAUAAAGUAAAUAUUAAUUUUGAUAUUAUUAAUCCUGUUUGUGUGAAGAAGGUGGAGAUACCAUAAUAAUGGCAUUGCUGGGGACUCAACUAGUCCUUACACUUGUCAUGGUCAGCAUCAUACAGAAAAUAAGUCCUCACUUCUCCUUCUCAAGAUGGCUGAUCUGCUCCACAGGAUUAAUUAGAUAUCUAUAUCCGACGAAUGAUGAAUUGAAAACACUUGCAAGAGUUCCUAAAGAAAAGCCCAAAGGCAAAAAAGAUCAUCGGGGGAAAUAUGCUGAGAAUGGGAAAUCCGGUCCAGAAACUUUCCAUAUCCCCAGAAAUUUAGACAUUGAGCUGGAGACUGCCAAAGUUACAGACUUGGACGUGAUUCACUUGCGCUACUUUGGGGAAUACCAAUGGCUUCUGGACUUUGCUGUCUACGCGUUAUGUGUGUAUGUGAUUACAGAGGUUUACACAUUUUACUUGCCCCUCAAAGAAGAAGUGAAUCUAAGUAUGUUGUGGUGCCUGCUAGUACUGUUCUUUGCAUUUAAGAGUCUUCUCAUUCUAACUGUGCAGUACUUCCAAGGUUCUGAAAGUGUUGGGGAAAGAUCUACGGUGAUUGUUACAGCAUUUGCAUACCUGCUGGUAUCCAUGAUGAUUCUGAUAGUGGAUGAACGCAACCUAGAGUCUGGCCUAGAGACUGCGUACGCCAGCUUCAACCAGAGCGCUGCCGAGUUUCUGGACAACCAUGGACUGGAUUCACAGGGUCCAGCCUCCAAGUUGAUGUUAAAGCUAUGUCUGGCUGUAUGGUGUGCUCUUACUGGCGCUCUCUUUACCUUCCCUGGUUUGAGGGUGGCUAGAAUGCACUGGGACUCCCUCAGGUACUGUGGUGAACGAAGGCUGCUAUGGAUAUUGCUCAAUAUCAGCUUCAUCGCUCCUCUUUUCCUGGUCCUGAUGUGGAUUCCUCCAGUAACGAAGGAGUACUUUACCCAUCGAGUCUUCACAGGCAUGACUGCCCCACUGAUGUCCGUGCCUACUUUUGAGAGUCUUCGUUUGGUUCUAGUCAUUGCUACAGUGCUUCUGAGAGUUGCAGUCAUGCCUGUUUAUCUUCAAGCUUAUCUCAACAUGGCCUACCACCGAGUGCAGGAGCAGAAGAAGGAAGCUGGACGAAUCACUAACGUUGAACUCCAGAAAAAGAUAGCAGCAGUGUUUUAUUACAUGUGUGUUGUGACUCUUCAAUACAUCUCUCCUCUGCUCAUGUGUUUGUUCCUCACUCUCAUGUACAAGACUCUGGGAGAGUAUUCUUGGGAAGCUCUAUGGACGGAGGUCGACCAGCCAGAAUGCCCCGCAGUGAGCCCCACACUCGGCCCCGUACCUUCCCCCGACGAUCACACCGUCCUACAGUCCGCCAAGCAGUUUACUUUGGCACUUGACUCACUAAAACAGGUAUUCACGCAAGAAGUGUUUCGAGGCCUGCUCGGUUUUACAACAUGGUGGACAUGUUUCACGAUCUUCACUUCAACUUCACUCGGAAUGCUAUACCAGACGUACUUCGCUAACAGUUAGUGUUUAGUCGAAAGUAAAAUCGAAAGGUAAAAAAUAGUAGAUGGAUAGAAACGCUUGAUGGAACGCUAGAGUUUGGUCACUAUACUGUGUACAAGUCAGAAGUAGAAGAGGUUUGUUCAGCGAAGACAGAAUGUUGGCUGUGUGGAAUUUUUACUCAACGCAGGUACUAAGAGUUGAUCGACUGAUUACUCUGUAAGGCAGAAUACACAGUGAGAAUAAAUAAGCAAACAUGGUGAAACAUUUAUGCUUGUAUAACGUUUUGAGCUUAGUUCAGAAAGCGUUUGGGAAAGUGCUUCACAGUUCUGUACAAUACAACUUGGCAUGUUAGGCGAUUGUUUUAAAAUUCACAAUUAAUAAUUGUGUAUGCUAUAUUGUUUGUGUGAUGGAAAUUUUCUGCAAAUUUCUUAAAACGUGUAACAUAGCAAUUAUUUUUCACUAUUAAACACAAUAAUAGACAAAAUACCUACAUCAAUUGCAACUAACCGUCAGGGAACUUUAAAAUAUGUUUAACAUAACGUCCAUUGUUUUAAGUUACAAACUCUUCAGCUAACAGGUGGCGACAAGUUCAUUGUUGUACGGAUGGCUAAGUCAUGAAACAACGAAUAUGUGAAAAAUAUUCUGUCGUAGCGUGAAAAGUCCACAAUAAUUUUUAACAGGCUGAAGUCAGUUUUUGUUCGACCCUUUAAUACGAGAAUUGUUUAUGAUUUGUUUAUCAACGUCCUUUUUUUAGGUCGUUUAUCACAUGUCUUUCAACACAAAAAAAGUCCAUUUAACCAAAAUAAAAGCCAAAAAAAAAUAAAUAUCCGUGUCAUAUACUAGUGGAGACGUGUUGUGUGCAAUCCCUAUAAAACUUACUAAACACUUUAAUUUCUACCCAAGCCGAAUAUUUGGGGUGUGUCCUCCCCCUGGCUAAGCUUAGAUUAAUACAAAUUUUACUUGGACAAAUUUUAGCAACUCAAUAUUACUUAUACUUAUGCUCCAGCAUUAUUCUAUACUCAAAUAACAAUAAAAACUUAAAAUAAACAACAUUCUAAAAAUAGUAAAACAAUGUAAUUUUCUGAGUAAAAACAGUUGAACAAUGAGUAAAAAACACUUUGGAUUUUUGUUUACAAGAAGACUAGAAGUCCUUCAAAGAUUGGAUCCAAUUUUGAUGAAGAAACUGGCAAACAAGAAUGACCGAUUUAUGAGCAUAUUGAAAUAUAACCACAAUACGCCCACAAAUUGGCUGUUCCACUCCAGUACAAGAAUCAUUUCAAAUGUCAUUCGCUGCAUCCUUUCCCUAGUUGACGAUGAAAAAAUCUUAGGUAGAUUGAUCACUCGUCUUUUCCGUGAAAGAGACAAUCCAGGGUCUGUCCCAGCUCGGAUAGAAUUUCCGCAGCGACUGUGGUGGACGAUGUGGUCAACUCGCUUCAGUUAUAGUAUCCCAAAAAUCAACGCUUUUCUUGAUUCUUUUGGACACAAUUACAAAAGCAAGUUGACCAGCCUUGAUGUUAAGCGCCAUGCUGUUUGACGAUUCUUUCCCAGUGCUAUGAUGGAAUAUGGCAGAUAAGUACCUACUUAUAGGUCCUAACUAAGCCAAAUCAUAUUUACUCCAUUUACAAAAAUUUUACAAUAAUAAAAACAGUAAUGUAUAAGUUGGAUCAAGCUUAAUGAUGAUAUAAAAUAAUCAUGUAAUUUUUUAAACAACAGUUCAGUAAUAUCCUCUUAAUCUUUAAAAUCUUUUAAUGAAAACUCUUUAAUACACUUGCUCGGGUAACUUUUUGUAAAAAUUUAGUUAACUAUAGCUUAAACUAAAUUAAGUCAUCAUAUUGCAAACUAGUUUAUGCUGUAAAUAAAGAAAUGGAAUUGAAUUAAAUUUUGUCACCGUGAAUUUAAAACUAGCUUGAGUAGUUGUAAAGACAUUUACCUAUUCUUAAAUUGCUACAAUUUCCAGUAACAUGUGAACAUGGUUACACAACAGAA